AUGUUUCUUUUCCAUCUUUUCGCACUCCCUUUGUUGGUGUCUGCUGUCGCCAUCCAAACAAGAACACAGCCGCAGAGAGGACCAUCACCAACCAUCACCACGACUAUAUGCCCCACCAGUUCCGCCAUAUCCCCCAAUCUCGAUCUUCGCGUUCGAGAACAAGUAGCAUUAACCACCGCCGCCGUGGAAGAUAUCGACAGCUUCACGACCACAAUCCUCAACAUCAUCCCUGGGAAGACAGACAGCUACGUUACCAUCCAUCCCCAGACUAUCGCCAUCGCCAUUCCUACAUGCCAUCAGACCAUCACUCCGGAUCAUAACGGCUACGUGCCGCCAGGAACUUGUGGCGCAAUCUGGACAUAUUACCCGGCAUUUAAAGCGGCUGUUGCAUUCGCAGUGAUGUUUGCCUUGUUGCUGGGCGUCCAUCUAUGGCAGGCCAUCAUAUACAAAAAAAAGUGGUGCUGGGUCAUCAUAAUGGCUUCAAUCUGGGAGACGAUGGCCUUCAGCUUCCGGGCAAUCAGCACUCGAGACCAACAGAGUGAGGGCAUAUAUCUUUGCUUUCAGAUUUUUAUUUUGCUCGCUCCUCUUUGGGUCAAUGCCUUCGCAUACAUGACAUUUGGCCGCAUUGUUUACGCGUUCCACCCGUCGAAAUCUGUCCUCGGCAUCCCAGCCGUCACUCUAGCCGCAAUUUUCCUUUUUCUAGACAUUGCAUCCUUCAUUAUCCAGCUGAUUGGUGGCGGCAUGGCCUCUCCGACCGCCUCGGCAGCAGCCCAGCAGCGAGCACUUCACAUCUACAUGGGAGGCAUUGGCUUCCAGCAAUGCAUCAUUGUCACUUUUCUAGUGCUUUGCAUGCGCUUCCAGUGGCAGAUGGACCGGGUUAGGGCCGUGAGAGGCAGCAUGCUCAAGGAUCUGCUUCGCGCUGAAUGGGGCCCGCUCCAGGCGGCGCUGUACGCUGCACUCUGCAUGAUUACAGUCCGAAUCGUAUAUCGGUUUAACGAGUUUUCGAGUGGUAUCACCAAGGGAAAUGCAUUGACGAAAUACGAAGUAUAUUUCUAUCUUUUGGAAGCCACACCAAUGAUGUUUGCGAUCCUUGUCUUUAAUCUAUUCCACCCAGGACGAUUCGUUAGAGAGGACAUGCCGGGAAUUUGGUCAGUAUUCUGCGGCAAAAUCAGAAAUCGGAGGGGAAAGACACAUGUGGAGGGUGAUGACGGCGACGCUUAUGACUUAGACAGGCACAAAUUGGUCGAGGGUUACAAUGCGCUAUAG
This is a messenger RNA of Trichoderma harzianum CBS 226.95, 1266 nucleotides long. RefSeq lists its product as hypothetical. Lineage: Eukaryota; Fungi; Ascomycota; Sordariomycetes; Hypocreales; Hypocreaceae. The transcript is spliced from 3 exons. Bases 1 to 1266 code for a protein of 421 amino acids. Gene Ontology annotation, cellular component: membrane. The record is from RefSeq and is a predicted model, not a curated record.